UUCUCAGAAAUAUUGUUUUAUUUUUUAUCUAUGAUUUUAUUCCAGCUUUAUUUCAGUUAACAAAACAUGUAUUAAUAGUUUUAGUUGUGGACUGUAGCCCUGUGCCAUGCGUGUGUGUGUUUUUUUUAGCAUUAUUUUUUCCCAUUCAGAUGAGGUUCGAUCUGGAACAUACAGACAGCUGUUUCACCUAAGAUAGGAAAGUUUUCUUGCAAUUAUGUUUUUACAGAUUUAUUAAUAGUUUGUACCUUUUUUUAAGUUUAGUGUAUCCAGUGCACUGGACUACAAGGAUUCCUCAUCUUCCACAGCUUUGCUGGUGGAACUGGUUCGGGCUUAGCUUCACUGUUGAUGGAGAGGCUGUACGUUGACCAAGGCAAGAAAGCCAAGCUUGAGUUUGCUCUCAGCCCUGCACCUCAGAUACCACAUUUUUAUUCAGUUCCCUUCACUUUAAAAUCGAGAUGAAAAAGAAAUAGCGAAAUAUGUUUUCUUGUGUGUUGUGAUCUACAGCUAAGAAGAACUGAUCAUUGACAAGGGGAACAUUUUGGGUGGUUAAUUUGCAUAAUCCAUUGGCACAUGUGAAUGUAAAGGGUGGAGUUCAAGCAAACUAAAUGACUGGAAAAGACUGGCAGUACAUUGCCAGAGAGAAGUCCGUUAUUAGACCUGAGGACUGAGGUAUGACAGUUUGAUUCAAAGUUACAAGGAUGACAUUUAAAAAAAAAAUCUAGCAAAUGCACAAACAAAAUUGAUUAGAAAAUAGAUUUUCAUGUCAUGCUGACGUUAACAAGAAUGUUUAUAAUCACUUGGUCCUUUCUGCUAUCGUUCAGUCACUUUAUACAGAGACAUUUCUCAUUUUGAAAUCAUAAAUGAAAGAUAUUAUAAAAUGGGAAAGAUCUUGGAAGCCACCUGUAACACACUCAAGAUCCACUAAAUUUCAGUCCAGUGGAUUGCGAAAAACAUUGCAAGUACUUCAAACUGUUUUCUGUUUUUUCAGGUUUCUACCAGAGUGGUAGAGCCCUACAAUUCUAUUCUGACCACACACACCACCCUCGAGGCCACCGAUAAGGCCAUCUAUGAUAUCUGCCAAAAUAACCUGGACAUAGAGUGGCCUACAUGCACCAACCUCAUCCACCUCAUUGGUCAGAUCGUAUCAUCGAUAUUUGCCUCCCAGCAUUCGACGGAGCUCUCAAUGUUGAUCUGACAGAGUUCCAAACCAACCGCUUUCGUUCUCAAGUUGGUAUCAACUACCAGUUGCCGACUGUGGUUCCAGGAGGCAAGCUGGCCAAAGUUCAAAGGGCAGUCUGCAUGUUGAGCAACACCACAGCCAUCGCUGAGGCCUGGGCACGUCUGGAUCACAAGUUUGAUCCAAUGGAGAAGGUAUGGAGGAGGGUGAGUUUACAGAGGCCCGUGAAGAUUAAGUUGCUCCACGAGAAAGAUUACGAAGAGGUGGGAGUCGACACUCCCGAAGGAGAAGGUGAAGAGGGAGAAGAAGAAAUAUGAGAUUACUUUUUUAGGUUCUUAAUAUGGCAAUAAAUAUAGACAUUUAACUUUUGGUAGUCUUUUAGGCAUUUAUUAAUCAGCAUUAAAAAAAAAAAAAAAGUCACAGAGAGUCACUAAUCAAACAGCUACAAUGUACAGUACUUUACAUAAGGAGUGUUACAGGUUACCAAUACUACAGAUAAAACAGUUCAGAAGGAUUCUGCACCAUUAAUGUCUUCAGAAACAGAAAGUUGUAGAUGGCUUCGAAGAUUUAUCAAAGCACAGCGACGGUGUGAUUAAAUGCUUUCUUCAUCACUUUUUUUGUUGCUUCUAUUGCAAGGCACAUUUGAUUUCUUUUAACCUGUACUUACAUCAGUAUACAGUGAGUGACUUUACUCUCUAACUUCACAGAUUUGCAUAAUAACAUCCUUCAUAUAAAAGUGCACAAGAACGGUCACAACUCAGCAUGACAGUUCUUACUUCAAAGUACCUGCACUUCUCUGCAUCAGUGCCAAAAUAGUUUGCUUUACGUAUCUGUAAUGUUGUAAACAGUGUUCUAAUUGUUUUAAUAAUAUAUUUUUUUUAUAUUAUUUUGAAUAUGGUAGCCGUUUAAGGAUAGUUUGAUUCAGUUUAGGAUAAUUAAACUGUUUACUAAAGUCUUUCUACAGCAGACUUACUGUCAGGCUGGUCUGUUAAUGCCACAUUUCAUUUCAUGUUUAAAUGAAAUCCAAAUGAAGUCCAACAAAGCCACUAUAUUCAAAACCACUUGACGGAGCGCUCAUGGAACAGUUGGAGUGCAUCUUUGGUCAGUUUUUAACCCAGAAGUUCAAAAUGCCAAUAUUGUCUGUUGUGGUUACAGGUUUCCACACGGAAUAUAAAAGUACACAGUAAAGUUGUCUUACAUGUGCAUAAGGACCUAUCUGAACAUUUUCAGUUCAACUAGGAUAUUUACGUAAGAAAUGCAAUACCCCCCAUUGUUUAGAAGUCAUUUACAUUACUUUUCUGAUUAAAACUUUUGAUUCUGAAUGCUAAUCUUGAUGCAUCUAACAGCACUUUAGGUUAUGCAAACAAACGGAAAUUAAUAUGUUGUUAACCGACAGCCAGGUUCACAAGAGCUUUCUGCAUUUUCUGCAUUGAACAUGUGAAAAAAAAAAA
Messenger RNA from Carassius auratus (goldfish), 2628 nucleotides. RefSeq names its product tubulin alpha chain-like. Bases 1108 to 1494 code for a protein of 128 amino acids. Gene Ontology annotation, cellular component: microtubule. NCBI's taxonomy places the organism in Eukaryota, Metazoa, Chordata, Actinopteri, Cypriniformes, Cyprinidae. Gene Ontology annotation, biological process: microtubule-based process. The transcript has a single exon. The record is from RefSeq and is a predicted model, not a curated record.